AUGGCUGAGGCACAAUUUGCUUGGAGGGCUUGGGCCAAGCAGCAGUUACGGACCCAGCCUGGCGAUGCGAAUCCGAACGGCGAAGACGUGGAAGCCACCGAAGACUCUAUUGGUUCAAACCCUAAUCGUUUGGCAAAUCCUUCCAAUUUCCACACUUUUGAUCUCGCCUUUCUUCCUCCUUUGCGGGCAGCAAGGAGAAGAACAAUGCAGGGGCGAUGGCUCGCCAAGCUAGGUCGAGAUUUGAUCUCCUCUUGUCGUCCCUCGCGCCUCGAUUUACCUUCGCGAUGCCUCGCCUCGAUGGCGCUUUCCGUAAAUCUCUCCGUACCUAAGCCCGUCUCUGCUCGUAGUCGUCGCAACAAGCCGCCAGAUUUAGGGUUUUACCCUAUCUCUCCUCUCCUUCCGGUGGGUCAAGCACGCUUUUAUGCUGCAAAAGAGAGAUCGAGGGCGCCGCUGACGCCGGUUAAGUCUAAAGUCAAGAAAUAUAAACUCAAGUCUUACUCAUCCUUUAAGUCCAGAUUUAGGACAAUGAACGAUGGGCAAAUAAGGAGAUGGAGAGCUGGAAAGCGACACAAUGCACACUUGAAGUCAAAGUCGGCGAAACGGAGGUUGAGGCACCCUGAGAUUGUGCAUUUAGCUUAUGCUAAAGUUCUAAAGAAGCUGAACUUUUGUGGCUAGCGUGCAGAAGCAUUUUUAUUAUGAUUUUUAAGUUAGAUUGCCUCUCAAUUUAAAUCAGCAACUUUUCCAGCGUACUUGUGCACUCGAGGUUGAUGUUUAGCAGCUUAAUGUCCAUGACUUUAAACCUUAAUUGCUGUGAUAAAGCAGUAUGUUCCAUUGGCCUUUUCUUCCUUGAGAGGGAACAUACAACUCAUUUUCUCUUGCUCUUCUGCCUUCUGGUAAUAGAAACAAGUUUACCAUAGCCA
Molecule: messenger RNA, 920 nt
Organism: Zingiber officinale
Lineage: Eukaryota; Viridiplantae; Streptophyta; Magnoliopsida; Zingiberales; Zingiberaceae
Exons: 5
Coding region: 1-675 (224 amino acids)
Biological process (GO): translation
Cellular component (GO): ribosome
Molecular function (GO): structural constituent of ribosome
Source: RefSeq, a predicted model, not a curated record